UUGGGUAUAAAAGGCGCAGUUUGCGUUUGUUGGAGUAUCAUUGAAAUCAACGAACAUGUCCAUCAAAUUCUCUUUAGUGUUUCUUGCGUUCUUCGCAUGUCAGGGAGUUUUUGCUUCCGCUACCGAGGUGAGCGCCUUUGGAAUCGGCGAGCAGAUCGAGAAGGCCUUAAAAAUGUUGAAGAUCGUCAUCCAAGAAGCUAUAGAUAAAGCCGUCGAAGGUCUGAACAACUUAUUGGAAAAGAUCAUAGGUGACGGAACUUUUUUAAUUGAGCAGAUCAAAUAUACUAUUUAUAAGAUAGUUGAAGAUGUUAAGCAUCAAAUACAGAAGCUGGUAGAAGAAACCGGUGUCGAUGUGAAUGAAUGCGUGAAGGACUUGGACAAAGACCUGGAGAAGUUAGUCAAGGGUCUGCUCGAAUCAGCUGUGAAAUGCGUUACGGAUAAGGUCGAUGAGGCGACUGAAAUCAUCGAUGAGGCUAUCAAGGAGAUCAAAGAUUACGUGAAAAUCAUCGACGGUUUUGAGAAGAAAAAGGAGAAGUGCGGAACCGGAUUAGGAGCAAUCAAAUGUUUGGGAGAAGUCCUGUCCGACGUGAUCAAAGCAACGACCGCCUUGCCGGUGGAAAUCUCGAAAAAGGUAGCUGAUAUCACCGCACUCAUCGCAGGUUUGAAAACUGCAAUGAUUCAGUGCGCCACGACCGUUGGUAUUGAAGCUGCAGGAGAAGCAGCAUCCAUCGUCAUUGACGUAGAUGAAUGCAUCGCCAAUAAAAUCAAGGAUUCACAAUAAUCUAUUACUGAAUCUAUUAAAAAUAUUAUGACCUUGUUAAAUUACAUAUUAAUAAAUCGAGCAUUUUUCAACACUUAA
Messenger RNA from Nicrophorus vespilloides, 859 nucleotides. RefSeq lists its product as uncharacterized. The transcript is spliced from 2 exons. Lineage: Eukaryota; Metazoa; Arthropoda; Insecta; Coleoptera; Silphidae. The record is from RefSeq and is a predicted model, not a curated record. The coding region runs from base 56 to 781 and encodes 241 amino acids.